AGGGAGUGAUGAGAAAAUAAAAAGAGCAACUUCCGACAACGAAAAAUAAACGAAAUCGGGUUCCUCCGGGCGACAAGCGAAGGCGGUUCAUCUUCAAACCUCUCGUCACCAGGCACUAUAUCACUUAAUUAAUGGAGUUAAAGAGCAUUAAGGACGCGUUUGAUCGCGUUGCAAACAAGCAGAAACUCUCAUACACCAAAACACACGAGAUUAUUCAGCUGCUCUCUCAAGAACUCGACAAGGCCUUGAGCAUAUUACAGGAAGCACCACCACAGUUCGAUCACAGAUCUAUCCUCGCCGAUGUGAAGAAAACGUUCAUGGAGAAUCAGCUUGACGUUGCUCUCACCAAGUACCCCAAAUUCCUCGAGAAGCAACUCAACUCCGACAUAUCAAAGGCUUACAGACACAACAUCGAGUUCGAUACACAUGUGGUGAACCAGAUAAUAGCCAACUUCUUGUACCGUCAAGGAAUGUUCGACAUCGGCGACUGCUUCCUCGCCGAGACUGGUGAUGAAUCUGAGUGCUCCACAAGACAGGCUUUCGUCGAAAUGCAUCAGAUAGUGGACGCUAUGGAGAAGAGAGAGCUUGGACCAGCUCUUAACUGGGCAGCCUCAAACUCAGAGAAGCUAAAGCAAACAAGAUCCGAUUUAGAGAUGAAGCUUCACAGCUUACGCUUCUUGGAGAUAGCUAAAGAGUCCCAAAACUCCCAAGAAGCUAUCAACUACGCGAGGAAACACAUCGCGGGAUACGCUGAUAGCAGCUCCCUUUACGAGAUCCAGAAGCUCUUUUGUUCUCUCUUAUGGAGUAAAAACCUCGGACACUCGCCGUACUCUAAACUCCUCUCUCCCUCUCGAUGGGACAAAGCAGCGAGAGAGCUGACGAGACAGUACUGCAACAUCCUACUCGGCGAACCAUCUGAAAGCGCGUUGAGUACAACGCUAACGGCGGGGACGCAAGCUUUGCCUGUGCUGUUGAAGUACAUGAACGUGACGGCGAGCAGCAAGAAGGUUGAUUGGCAGAGUAUGGAGCAGCUUCCUGUGGCCGUGGAGCUGUCCGAGGAGUUUCAGUUUCACUCGGUGUUUGUGUGUCCUGUCUCUAAGGAGCAGGCGAGCGAUGAGAAUCCUCCGAUGAUGAUGUCGUGUGGUCACGUGCUGUGUAAGCAGACGAUCAACAAGAUGUCGAAGAAUGGUGCGAAGUCUUCUUUCAAGUGUCCUUAUUGUCCCACCGAUGUUGACAUCCUGAGGUGUAGGCAGUUGCAUUUUUGAAAUGGGUUUGUGUUUUGCUACGUGUUUGGUUUGUUCAACUUUCUAUAUAUUAAUUAAUAGAUUCUUUACAUUUCCGUAA
Molecule: messenger RNA, 1344 nt
Organism: Brassica oleracea var. oleracea
Lineage: Eukaryota; Viridiplantae; Streptophyta; Magnoliopsida; Brassicales; Brassicaceae
Product: protein RMD5 homolog A-like
Exons: 2
Coding region: 132-1265 (377 amino acids)
Biological process (GO): proteasome-mediated ubiquitin-dependent protein catabolic process
Cellular component (GO): cytoplasm; nucleus; GID complex
Molecular function (GO): protein binding; ubiquitin protein ligase activity
Source: RefSeq, a predicted model, not a curated record